AUGUGUAUUCUAAUGUAGAAAAAUAUUUAUUAAGCCAUAAAAAAGAGUUUGAUUUCACAAAGUAAAAUGGAAGAAAUCAUAAAAAAUUUGAAUAAGCUAAGUUAUGAAUUUUAUAUAUGGAUAAUUAUAGAUCCAAGAGAUAUCAACUGCUUCAAUUUUGUUGGUGGAAAUGAACUUUAAAAUUGCAAAGCAGUUGAAAAAAGAAACUAUUAGCUCAAGAUCAAAUCUAUUUAUGAAUAAGUUCUUGUAUUAUAGAGUACAAACAAGCUGUGA
Tetrahymena thermophila SB210 is the source of this 273-nucleotide messenger RNA. RefSeq lists its product as hypothetical. The transcript is spliced from 2 exons. NCBI's taxonomy places the organism in Eukaryota, Ciliophora, Oligohymenophorea, Hymenostomatida, Tetrahymenidae. The record is from RefSeq and is a predicted model, not a curated record.